Messenger RNA from Chilo suppressalis (striped riceborer), 2186 nucleotides. The record is from the annotation of a GenBank genome assembly. Lineage: Eukaryota; Metazoa; Arthropoda; Insecta; Lepidoptera; Crambidae.
UUUAUUCAAAAGUAUUACAAUAUCAGAAGUGUAUAUAAACGGUAUACAUAAAAGAAUUUAAAAUAUCGUUUUAUAUCUAGAGAUGCUGAAUAGCUUUACAUAAUUAAGAACUAAGGGUUUAAUAUUUUUAUUUUUUAAGAAUUUAACUGCUAGAUGUAUAAAUCUAAAGAAAAAAAUACUUUUAAUUGAAUAUUAUAGUACUUUAUUUUAUUUACGGGAUUGCUACCAAAUGCCUCGCUUUCAUUAUCACGGAGUAACAUUAAAACAUUAGUUACUACUCCGUGACUGGGGCGCUUUCAACAUGCCGAAAUAUCGGAGACUCACCAAAACAAGGUACAUGGUAGUAAAAAUAUACAUCAUAAAAUAUAUAGACCAUGGAAGUUUAAAAUAAUUAUAUCAAUAGAAUAUUUUACACUUGCACAUUUUCUGCUUUAGUCAUUGAAAAUUGCUUUUGAAUGUACUUUUUUUUAACACAUGCAAUAAAGAAAACACGUAUAUUUUUUUAGAAAAUGUAAAAGACUACUCUUACAUAAAACUUGUACGUUCUUGAAUUGAAAGUGUAUAAGCUUCUCCGAAUUCAGACACUAUAUUCACAGACUCAUCUAAGUUAACACUACACAUGUUUUCCCAUUUUCUAAUUGGAAAUUGGAUCUCUAGGAGAUCAUUCUCGUACAGCCAAAGUGCUUUCUUUGUGUCCACAAAAGAAGGAAGCAAUUUGAGUUCCAUAUGAACCUUCGGCGGAAUGAUAUUUUCGGCGUAAAUUGAGAGCACACGAUGUUUUGUUUUUAUCUCGAAAUUUUCUUCAGUGUAACCUUUUAAAGGCACGUAUAAAACGUAAAAGUCCUCACGGAUCAUCUCCAGCGUGCUGUUGUUGCAGAAAUAAUUCAGAUUAUAUUCGAUGGUUUGAAAAUCGCAGUACAAGUCUUCGAAUUUGGUCUCCGGAGAUUCAGUUGAAGUUAUGACGGGAAUUUCUGUCGUUGAAAUUGUCGCCUUGGUGGUUGUUGCAACUGUUGACUCCGGAACAUCGGUUGCAGUUAUAGCUGUUGUCUCCGGCACUUUACUGGUUGUUGGGAUUGUUGAAUCUGGAGGUGAUGAAGAAGGAGGGAAUUGGGAGAGUGGGGUUUGUGGUUGUUGUGAGGAAGUUGUUGGAGGAGGCGGGGGUGGAGGAGUUGGAGGUGGAGAAGUCAGUGGUGAAGUCUGAAGUGGAGGAGUUGGUGGUGGAGGUGGUGGAGGUGGUGGAGGCGGUGAGGGCACAAGAAGUUGAGGUGGAGGAGCUGGUGGUGGAAUUGAUGGAGGUGGUGAGGGCACAAGAGGUUGAGAUGGAGGAGCUGGUGGUGGAAUCGAUGGUGGUGUUGGAGGUGGGGAAGUUGGUGGAAGUGGUGGGGGUACAAGAGGUUGAGGUGGAGGAGCUGGUGGUGGAAUUGAUGAUGGUGUUGAAGGUGGAAGAGUUGGAGGCGGAGGAGUUGGUGGAGGUGGAGGGGGCACAAGAGGUUGAGGUACAGGAGCUGGUGGUGGAAUUGAUGGUGGUGUUGGAGGUGGAGGAGUUGGUGGUGGAAGGGGUGGGGGAAGUGAAGGGGGUGGUGGAGGUGGUGGCGGAGGUGGUGGCGGAGGUGGUGGCGGAGGUGGUGGCGGAGGUGGUGGCGGAGGUGGAGGUGGUGGCGGAGGAGUUAAAGGUGGCGGAAGAGGUAGAAAUGGUGGUGGUGGUGGUGGGCGUGGAUGAGGAGGUGGUGGAUGAGGAAGUAUUGGAGAAAAUGGCGGUGGGGGUGGAGGAGGCAGCGAAUGACAGAGUGGACCAUGACAUCGUGGGGGAGGUCGUCGCGGUGGGUUUGGAAAAGGAAAUGGAUGCGGAAAUUGUGGUGGUGGACCAUUGAAUCGGCCAUGUGGUCCAUGGCAACCGUGAAUAAAGUCAGGCCGCAUUGGAAAGGGAUGCCGACGAGGAGGUCUGCUCAUGUGCGGGUGAGUAGGAAAUUUUGGCGGAUGAUGAUUAGGGAAGCGGUGUGUGUGGUUGAAGAAAAAUCCAUGAUGGCCGUGAUGAUGGCCAUGAUGAUGGGAAAGCACUAACGUCGGAAAUAAGAUUAAUAAUAAUAUGCCACGACGUGAACUUUGAUACAUUUCGAUAUGCGCGUCUCGCGGACACGCGAUAUGUAGUGAAAUGAUUAAGCCAAGAAUGAACUGCGAUUUAUAUU